This is a messenger RNA of Annulohypoxylon maeteangense, 2183 nucleotides long. RefSeq lists its product as uncharacterized. NCBI's taxonomy places the organism in Eukaryota, Fungi, Ascomycota, Sordariomycetes, Xylariales, Hypoxylaceae. Bases 1 to 2148 code for a protein of 715 amino acids. The record is from RefSeq and is a predicted model, not a curated record. The transcript is spliced from 2 exons.
AUGGCUCUGCAAGAAACUGUCGCUGUUGGACUCCCGGAAUCGUUUACUGGAGAGCAGGUUAGUAACAAAGCAGACGACCCCCCGCAUGCCGCUCUGCACGAUGAUGUCCACGACGAGGACAAAUUACGCGACCGAGAUAUCCAUGACCAUGCGAACCAGAACAACAACGAUCGCGCUAUGGGAGACUAUGUCGACCCGAAUAAGCCACAGAUCGAGACUCCAAACAACACGGUGAUUGUUCCUAGAGAUUCUCCGCCUGCUUGGCCCCUUAUUGAAUAUCCUGCUCAGGCAGUUAUUCUCAAAGAAAUCACAGAUGCCUUGGGAUCGUUCCAAAUGGCUUGUACUGAACUUGGACUAUCUCGAGAGGAAGUCAACGACUUCACGGUGCGACAUGGACAAGAACCGCACAGCCUCAUCUACAUCAUUUCGCAGAAGUGUAUUGCUUACGGGGUUGCGUUUCUUAAGUACCGUGGACUAGACGAAUAUGUAGAGGACGUAUCUCGAUGGGACGGCUGCUUCGUUGACCGAGACCAAGAUUGGCCUCUAUACAUCGACUUUGACGCAAUUGAUCCGGCACUUCUCGCAGCUGUAUCGCAGCCAUCCGUAUACCUUCAACCAUCUACUGGAGUUCAGUCGUCAUUCAUCAGCAUGCCUUGCGAGUCACCGUUUGGGCCGAACUCUAUCACGAUUUCCUUCAAGCUAUCUAAGUCGAAAUCAAUCCCCAGCGGUCGUUAUGAACCGUCAAACUUUCGGAUUGACUAUUUCAGAGUACCCCCCGGGGUUAUCGUGUUGGGUCCCGUAGGCCAAAAGCAGUUGUUCAAAGGUGGCCAAUACACCAUUCUGUAUCCUGCAGAUCACCCACCGGUCCACGAUGCACGUCAAUACAUGAUAUGUAAAAACGUGCCCGAGCAUCCAGGGCUAGACCGUCUGUUUCGCGGAGAUCCAUUGAAUUCGGAGGAAGGCCAAGAUCACAGAGACUCCGCUUCGGACUGUGAAACAAGAAUCGAGGAGGUCAAGGAAGAGAUAUUGGUGUCAGAUGACGGAUCUGAGUACUUACCACCAUCCGGGGAGCCUUCUGACGACAUCUUUGACUUCAACGCCGCUUCUGGCGAACCGUCAUAUGCACAAGAGGAAGAUGGGUCUGCAAUUGAGGAAGACCCGAAGAGUGAUGAGCAACUACUGCCGCCCUCUCCAAGACGGAUCCCUUCGCCCGAGUGUCCCAUUUUCAAUGGAAUCGAGGAUUCUAAGAAUCCGGACCACAUUGAAAGAUUGGACGACCCGACACGUGGUGUUGUUUUUCAUCAUAUGAAUCCUUGGGACAACGAAGAUCCCUCGGAGCAUCAUGGACGAGGCCAAUUCGAAUUUUUGCAUGAUCCUAAGCCAACCACUCCGUAUCUACCAGAAUUCGAUGUCCCUAAAUUCGCUCACGAGCCCGAAGAGUCAACGAUCACAGGAGGCGAGUGCCUGCUUCAACUUCGUCUCCCUAGAGGAUACUUCCUGAAGGACCCCAAUGGGUAUUUCAUGAACUUGGAUACCUACCAAACGAGCGCCGAGCAUGGUGUCAGCCCCCCAGGGCAUGGAGGAGAGUAUAUAAUUAUACGCCCUGAUUGUGAUCUUGAACCCGUGAAGUUGGACGAUUCGGAAUUGUUCCGAGCAUCGUUUGGUGAACCAAUGGGCUUCUUCCGGGACGGUAUCAUGUCUUGCCAACUACUGCAACCGGGCCUGAAUAACUUCAUGAUUGUAUCGUAUUGGGACAAGGGCAAGUUGCUGGUAUGCUGCAGACAUGGUGUCUACGAUUUAAAGACACCACUGAGGGUCCCUAAAGAACUUGAUGCCAAGACUGGUGUGAAGCGCAAGUUUAGUUCUGUCUCAGAUCAAUCUACUUCCGAUGACGAGAAACCAUCUAAAAAGGCAAGAGUGAUGGACUCGGAUACUGAAGGUCAGCUUAACCAUCAAAUCUACACUGAAUGCGGAACUGGUACUGACACUUUAGUGAUAUCUCAAGUGGAGUCAGAGCCUCCAAUCAAGAACUUCAACUACCAGAGCUCUUUCAAGGUCUGCCUCAAGAUUCGACCCAAGCUCCUAUUAAAGAUCCGACCCAGGAAAAAGACCCUUUCCACAGGCCGAGCUCGCUGUCACUCAGUCUGAAGAGAUGCCUUCCCCGAAUACCUAUCGUCGACACA